CUGUUUCCCUGAAGAUUCAGGCUUAUUUCAAUGAGACCGCAGAGCUGCCAUGCUUAUUUACAAACUCGCAAAACCUAAGCCUGAGUGAGCUGGUAGUGUUUUGGCAGAACCAGGAAAUGUCGGUUCUGUAUGAGCUAUACUACGGCAAAGAGAAACUUGACAAUGUUGAUCCCAAAUAUAUGGGCCGCACAAGUUUUAACUCAGCCAACUGGACCCUGCUACUUCACAACAUUCAGAUUAAGGACAAGGGCUUAUAUCAAUGUUUCAUCCAUCACAAAGGACCCAAUGGACUGAUUCGCAUUCACCAGUUGCCUUCUGACCUGUCAGUGCUUGCUAACUUCAGUCGACCUAAGAUAGAACCGAUUUCUAAUGUCACAGAAGAUUUGUACAUAAAUUUGACGUGCUCAUCUAUACAAGGUUACCCAGAACCUAAGCAAAUGGGUUUUAAGCUACAGACUGAGAAUUCAACCACUGAGAAUUAUGGUGUUAUGCAGAUAUCUCAAGAUAAUAUCACAGAGCUCUACAACGUUUCCAUCAGCUUGCCUGUUUCACUCCCUGAUGCUACAAGCAAUGUUACCAUCUUCUGUGUCCUGCAAGCGGAGACAACGCUUAUCUCCUUACCUUUUUGUAGAGCACCUAAGAAUCCCGAGCCCCCAGAACUUAUCAUCUUGAUUGCAACUGGACUUAUAGCUACAGUUUUUUGUGGGACUGUGUUUGUUCUAAUUAUGUGGAAGUGGAAAAAGAAGAAGAAGCAGCCAAGAGUAAAAAACGACGUGCCUGAAAGAUCUGAGGAAGAAAUCCAGUGUGUUGUGGACAGUUUGAAGACCCCCUCAGGAGACACAAGCACAACACAUUUUUAA
Molecule: messenger RNA, 860 nt
Organism: Carlito syrichta (Philippine tarsier)
Lineage: Eukaryota; Metazoa; Chordata; Mammalia; Primates; Tarsiidae
Gene: CD86
Product: CD86 molecule
Exons: 4
Coding region: 117-860 (247 amino acids)
Biological process (GO): cellular response to lipopolysaccharide; positive regulation of T cell proliferation; cell surface receptor signaling pathway
Cellular component (GO): external side of plasma membrane
Source: RefSeq, a predicted model, not a curated record